UCCUCCUCCGGCUGCGCGCUCGCUCGUGGAGGCGAGGGGGGGACCCGCAGGGAGCCCCGGGCCUGCAGCCGUGCUCGCCAUGGCCGACGCCGCCGCCGCCGCUGCUGCAGGGGGCACGGCCCCGGAGGGCGAGCGGGGCAAGAGGCCGCCGCCCGAGGGCGAGCCUGCAGCCCCCGCGGCCGGAGUGCUGGACAAGCUGUUCGGCAAGCGGCUUCUGCAAGCCGGGCGCUACCUGGUGUCCCACAAGGCGUGGAUGAAGACGGUGCCCACGGAGAACUGUGACGUGCUCAUGACGUUCCCAGACACCACCGAUGACCACACGCUGCUCUGGUUGCUGAACCGCGUCCGGGUGGGCAUCCCCGAGCUCAUAGUGCAAGUGCGCCACCACCGCCACACGCGUGCCUACGCCUUCUUCGUCACAGCCACCUAUGAGAGCCUGCUCCGGGGUGCGGACGAGCUGGGGCUGCGCAAAGCCGUGAAGGCCGAGUUCGGUGGCGGCACCCGCGGCUUCUCUUGUGAGGAGGAUUUCAUCUACGAGAAUGUGGAGAGCGAGAUGCAGUUCUUCACCUCCCAGGAGCGGCAGAGCAUCAUCCGCUUCUGGCUGCAGAACCUGCGGGCCAAGCAGGGCGAGGCGCUGCACAACGUGCGCUUCCUGGAAGACCAGCCCAUCAUCCCGGAGCUGGCCGCCCGUGGCGUCAUCCAGCAGGUGUUCCCGGUGCACGAACAGCGUAUCCUGAACCGCCUCAUGAAGUCGUGGGUACAGGCUGUGUGUGAGAACCAGCCUCUAGAUGACAUCUGCGAGUACUUCGGGGUGAAGAUCGCCAUGUACUUUGCCUGGCUGGGCUUCUACACGUCAGCUAUGGUCUACCCGGCCGUCUUCGGCUCUGUCCUCUACACGUUCACCGAGGCGGAUCAGACAAGCCGUGACGUGUCCUGCGUGGUCUUCGCGCUGUUCAACGUCAUCUGGUCCACGCUCUUCCUGGAGGAAUGGAAGCGCCGGGGGGCGGAGCUGGCCUACAAGUGGGGGACGCUGGACUCCCCAGGAGAGGCCAUUGAGGAACCACGGCCACAGUUCAGGGGCGUACGGCGCAUCAACCCUGUGACCCGUGCCGAGGAGUUCUACUACCCUCCCUGGAAACGGCUGCUCUUCCAGCUGCUGGUCAGCCUGCCCCUGUGCCUGGGCUGCCUGGCCUGCGUCUUCCUACUCAUGCUUGCCUGCUUUCAGCUGCAGGAGCUGGUCCUGAGCGUGAAGGGGCUGCCCCGCCUGGCACGCUUCCUCCCCAAGGUCGUGCUGGCCCUGCUGGUCAGCCUGUGUGCCGAGGGCUACAAGAAGCUUGCCAUAUGGCUCAACGACAUGGAGAAUUACCGGCUGGAGAGCGCCUACGAGAAGCAUCUUAUCAUCAAAGUGGUCCUGUUCCAAUUCGUCAACUCCUACUUGAGUCUUUUCUACAUCGGAUUCUACCUCAAGGACAUGGAGCGGCUCAAAGAGAUGCUGGCCACGCUCUUGAUCACUCGCCAGUUCUUACAGAACGUUCGCGAGGUCUUGCAGCCGCACCUGUACCGACGGCUGGGCCGCGGCGAGCUGGGCCUUCGUGCCAUCUGGGAGCUGGCCCGCGCCCUGCUGGGCCUGCUGAGCCUCCGACGCCCUGUGCCCCGCCGCCUGGAACCCCAGGCCGAGGAGGGCAAUGGGAGUCACCGAUGCCUCCGUGGGGGCUGUGGGGCGCCCGAGGAGGAAGAAGAGGCAGCGACGACUGUGGCACGGCGGCCCACAGGGGAGGGUGGGGAGAUGGGGGAUGGGCUGCAGGGAGGCAAAGAGGAAGAUGAGGAGGAGGAGGAAGAAGAAGAAGAGGAGGAGGAGGAAGAGGGCGAGGAAGGUGGCCUGCUGGAUUGCGGGCUCCGACUGAAGAAGGUCAGCUUUGCUGAAAGGGGCGCCGGGCGGCGGCGACCAGGACCAAGCCCGGAAGCCUUCCUGGAGGAGGGCAGCCCCACCAUGGUAGAGAAGGGCCUAGAACCGGGUGUGUUCACCCUGACUGAGGAAGAGGACGACGAGACCGAGGGGGCAGCCGGUAGCCCCGAACGCAGCGAGCCCCCCACCGUCCUGCUGCACCGGGCCGGGGGCGAGGGGCGAGACCAGGGGCCCGAUGGCGGCCCUGACCCCGAGCCCGGCUCCACGGGUGAGUCCGCCGGGAAGCAGAGGCGGCAGAACCGGUCGUCUUGGAUCGACCCACCCGAGGAGGAGCACUCGCCACAGCUGACCCAGGCCGAGCUGGAGAGCUGCAUGAAGAAAUACGAGGACACCUUCCAGGAUUACCAGGAGAUGUUUGUGCAGUUCGGCUACGUGGUCCUCUUCUCGUCCGCCUUCCCCUUGGCCGCGCUCUGCGCGCUCAUCAACAACCUCAUUGAGAUCCGCAGUGACGCCUUCAAGCUGUGCACCGGCCUGCAGCGGCCCUUCGGCCAGCGCGUGGAGAGCAUCGGCCAGUGGCAGAAGGUGAUGGAAGCCAUGGGCGUGCUAGCCAUCAUGGUCAAUUGCUACCUCAUCGGCCAGUGCGGGCAGCUGCAGCGCCUGUUCCCCUGGCUGAGCCCGGAGGCGGCCAUCGUGUCUGUGGUGGUGCUUGAGCACUUUGCUCUACUUCUCAAGUACCUCAUCCACGUGGCUAUCCCGGACAUCCCAGGCUGGGUGGCCGAGGAAAUGGCCAAACUGGAGUACCAGCGGCGGGAGGCCUUCAAGCGACACGAGCGCCAGGCCCAGCACCGCUACCAGCAGCAGCAGCGACGGAGGCGAGAAGAGGAGGAGCGCCAGCGCCACGCGGAGCACCACGCCCGGCGCGAGCGCGAUGCCAGCCGCGACGAGGGGCGCGCGGCUGAGGGCUCCGGGCAGGACCCCGCCGCCCCGGCCUCCUCCUCCGCCGCCUCGUCGUCGUCCUCCUCCUCCUCCGACAAGUCCUCUGCCAAGGCCAAGGGCAGCGGCGCGGGAGAGCGGCCCAAGCGCCCGGGGUCCCUGCUGGCACCCAACAACGUCAUGAAGCUCAAACAAAUCAUACCGCUGCAGGGCAAGUUUCUGUCGUCAUCCGGGACCGCGUCCUCCUCCUCCUCCUCGUCGUCGCUGGCCACCACGGGGGCUGGCACCGCGCCCCGGCCGCCCCCCGCCCAGUCGCCCACCGGAGACACCCGUCUGCCCGCCUUUCUCAGCUUCAAAUUCCUCAAGUCGCCCGAGACCCGACGGGACCCCGAGCGCAGCCACUCGCCGCCCAAGGCCUUCCACGCCGGAAAGCUGUUCCCCUUUGGGGGCGCCCGGGCCGAGGCCGGCUCCAACGGAGCGGCAGGGCAGGUGCGGGCCGACUGCACCCCAGGAGGCGGCGGUGGAAGUGGCCGGGCCCAGCGGAGCGGGCAGGCGGAGGAGGCCGCAGCCGAAGAGCCGGAGGCGCCCCGGGCGGAGGAGGAAGGCUCAGGGACAGCGCCGGCCCCCGCCCUGCGCGCCCGCCGGAGCCCCGCGCCGCCCCGGCCCCCGACGCCGCCCGCCGGCUGCUGGCAGUGGGACGGGCCGUGGGGCUGCGGGGGCGAGGGCACCGCCUCCCGCCCGGCCCCGGCGCCCACCGACUGUCCGCCCUGCGCCCUGGCCGGGCCGCCCGGCGCGCAGCCGCUGCAGGGGGACGCCAGCUUCUACAGCCUCCCUCCGCCGCCGCCACCGUCGCCGCCCGCCUCGGAGCCCCCCGCGACCCCCGCGCCCUCGCCCAGCCCCAGCCCCAGCCCCCAGGCCGUGUGCUGGCCCAGCGGCUGGCAUUAGCUCCUCCCGGCCUCCUCCCAGGGCUCUGUGUGUGUGCAGGGGGGAACCCCCCAUCUGCCGCUUCCCUUUCCACCGAGAGGUGGAGGAGGGGGGAAAAAAGGCAGCCAAUCACCCCUCCCCCCAAAACACACACAAAAUCCAAUAGGAAAACAUUACAAAGAAUAGGCGAUUAUUUAUUUGUUUUUAAUUUAUUUUGUCAUAUUUUUGUAAAGACGGCAGAAAAUGCAAUAAAAAGUAUAUUUCAACAGUGCCUGAGGU
Molecule: messenger RNA, 4042 nt
Organism: Ochotona curzoniae (black-lipped pika)
Lineage: Eukaryota; Metazoa; Chordata; Mammalia; Lagomorpha; Ochotonidae
Gene: ANO8
Product: anoctamin 8
Exons: 18
Coding region: 80-3784 (1234 amino acids)
Biological process (GO): chloride transmembrane transport
Cellular component (GO): plasma membrane
Molecular function (GO): chloride channel activity
Source: RefSeq, a predicted model, not a curated record